UUUGUCAUUUGGGUUUAACCAAAAGAUUCUAAUAUUAACUGAAAGUCUUUCUCGCCAUGCUAAGCAGUCCCCUGCAGCGCUCCUGAGCUCUGGAUGGUCUCGUCUGGAUGGGAAGAAAGGUUUGCCCUUAACUCAAGCUAAAACCUCAUGGAGACAAGGGCUGCUGUCAGAGGGAGGCUCUAACCCAGCAGGCUGCAGAAAGGACCCACAGGCCAGUGAUCCGGGGCUCGGAUCAGCGCGAAGGCAGGAAAAUGGCGGAUGAGGAUAUCUAUGAGAACAUGCUGAUGACGGAAGCUGCUCCCCAGCCCAAAGGAAACCCUCCCCAGACAUUGGUCCCUUGGCGUCACAGGGCGCAGGGCAUCGUCACUGCUGUCUUUCUCCUCCUGAGUCUGGCCCUGGCCACGUCCCUCCUUGCUGUGACGCUUCUAUAUCUCCGGGCACAGAGCAAGCUGCAAGCGGUUGAAGAAGCGGUGCAGAAGCUCCAAGUCUCUCUGCAGCCUGACAACGCCUCGGACGCGUCAGCAAAGGGAUCAGACAGUCUGCAGCUAUUGGAUGAAGCGCAGGCAGGAGUCCGGCUGCUGAAAGCCCAGCUGGGUAACGUCAGUGCAGCGUAUGGAGAAAUCCAGAUCCGGCUGGACAUCAGUGCAGCGCAAGCAGCAGUGCAAGGUCGUUGUAGUGACAUGCUGAAAAAGCUCCCCAGGGGCUGGAGGUUUUACGGCAGAACAGGAGUUUCUCUCCAGCGAGACCCAGGGACAAGAUCACUGGAUUGGACUCAACGACCGGGAGACCGAAGGCAGCUGGCGCUGGGCGGAUGGCACAGAAUACAGAGCAGACGCAAGCAGGGGGUGAGUAAAGCUUGA
Molecule: messenger RNA, 860 nt
Organism: Mauremys reevesii (Reeves's turtle)
Lineage: Eukaryota; Metazoa; Chordata; Testudines; Geoemydidae
Exons: 8
Coding region: 252-860 (202 amino acids)
Source: RefSeq, a predicted model, not a curated record